This is a messenger RNA of Tremella mesenterica DSM 1558, 1188 nucleotides long. RefSeq lists its product as uncharacterized. The record is from RefSeq and is a predicted model, not a curated record. The transcript has 4 exons. Gene Ontology annotation, biological process: isocitrate metabolic process. Gene Ontology annotation, cellular component: mitochondrion. Lineage: Eukaryota; Fungi; Basidiomycota; Tremellomycetes; Tremellales; Tremellaceae. Bases 1 to 1188 code for a protein of 395 amino acids. Gene Ontology annotation, molecular function: magnesium ion binding; isocitrate dehydrogenase (NADP+) activity; NAD binding.
AUGACCCGUAUCAUCUGGAAGAAGAUCAGAGAAGAACUCAUCUUACCUUAUGUCGACGUAGAGCUCAAAUACUACGAUUUGGGUAUCGAAAACCGUGAUGCCACCGAUGAUCAAGUGACUGUCGACUCUGCAGAGGCCAUCAAGAAGUAUAGCGUCGGUGUGAAAUGCGCUACUAUCACACCGGACGAAGCGAGAGUCAAGGAAUUCAAGUUGAAAGAAAUGUGGAGGAGUCCAAAUGGGACCAUCAGGAAUAUCCUAGGGGGUACGGUUUUUAGAGAACCUAUCAUACUGAAGAGUAUCCCUAAACCAGUGCCAGGUUGGACGAAGCCUAUUUGUAUUGGGCGUCAUGCUUUUGGUGAUCAAUACCGCUCCACUGACUUUGUCGCUCCAGGACCAGGUAAACUGACCCUCACUUUCUCCCCCGCAGACAGUAGCAAACCCACCGAAAUGCAAGUGUACGAUUUCAAAGGUCCUGGUGUCGCGUUGAGCAUGUAUAACACUGAGGAGAGUAUCAAAGGGUUUGCACAUGCUAGUUUCAAGAUGGCUAUCAGUAAGGAAAUGCCUCUGUUCAUGUCGACUAAGAACACUAUCCUCAAAAAAUACGACGGCAAAUUCAAAGACGUGUUUCAAGAGAUAUACGAGUCGACAUACAAAAAGGAAUUCGAACGUCUUGGUAUCUACUACGAGCACCGCCUCAUAGACGACAUGGUGGCCCAAGCUAUCAAAUCAUCUGGAGGUUUUGUGUGGGCGUGCAAGAAUUACGAUGGAGAUGUCAUGAGUGAUAUCCUGGCUCAAGGCUUUGGUUCUCUGGGAAUGAUGACCUCGGAGUUGAUCACCCCAGAUGGGUCCACUAUGGAGUCCGAGGCGGCUCAUGGGACUGUCACGCGACACUACCGUCAAUGGCAAAAGGGCGAAGAGACAUCUACCAACCCCGUAGCUUCCAUUUUCGCCUGGACCCGCGGUCUCGCUUUCCGCGCCAAGCUUGACAACACACCAGAGCUCGCCUCGUUCGCCCAAGACCUCGAGGCUGCAUGUGUGGAGAUUAUAGAUCAGGAUGGAGUGAUGACUAAAGAUCUGGCUUUGGCGAUGAAAGGCAAGCAGAUGACCAGAGAUGACUGGGUCACCACGGAUGUUUAUAUGAAGAAAGUCGAGGAGAGACUGGUGGAGAAGAUCUCGAAGAGGGCCUGA